Molecule: messenger RNA, 1131 nt
Organism: Colletotrichum graminicola M1.001
Lineage: Eukaryota; Fungi; Ascomycota; Sordariomycetes; Glomerellales; Glomerellaceae
Exons: 5
Coding region: 1-1131 (376 amino acids)
Source: RefSeq, a predicted model, not a curated record
AUGGCUCCGCAAGAUGACUAUGGCCCAACCGUUCUCGCAGUGAUAUGGUCCCAGAUUGGACUUGCGUCCUGCUUCCUAAGCUUGAGGCUGUAUUGCAAGUUCAGAAAGCACAGUGGGCUUUGGUGGGACGAUUACGUACUCAUAGCAUCAUGGACCUGCCUGUUGAUCUCAGUGGCACUAACCACAUACAUCAUUUCUCUCGGCUUCGGCAAGCAUAUUUACGUGGUGCCCCCCAUGAAUCUUCCAAUGAUCAGCCUCACCGGCAAUAUUAUCACUACGACAUCGAUUACUGCGGCGGUAUGGAGCAAGACUUCCUUUGCGAUGACGCUUUUGCGAAUCAAGGAACAAGGCUGGACGAGGUAUGUCAUCUGGGCAGCCAUUAUCUCCAUGAACGUCCUUAUGGGUCUCAACGCCUUGGCUUCUUGGGUUCAAUGUACUCCGAUUGAGAAGUUUUGGAUGCGGCAGACGCCGGGGUCAUGCUGGGAUCCUAGAGUUGCCACGUACUACGAUAUCUUUGCUUCAGGCUAUUCUGCGUUGAUGGAUAUCCUGCUCGCGAUGCUGCCUUGGCCGAUGAUCUUGGGACUUCAGAUGAAAAUCCAGGAGAAGAUUGGCGUAGGAAUUGCUAUGAGCAUGGGUCUUCUUGCUGGAUCAACUGCAAUUAUCAAGUGCACAACUUUACCAAGUCUUCUCUCUGGAGACUUUACCUACGAUGGAGGCCAGCUCGCAAUUUGGGGAACAUGUGAAACGAGCGUCACCAUCAUGGCCGCUUCCAUCCCUGUCCUUCGUGUCCUCGUUCGGGACGUUGCGUCUUCUGCCCGCAGGUACUAUGGUUCUUCGGGCUCUCGUACCGUCAAAUCUCGAAUUGGCCAUGGACCCAGCCCCCGGCGGACCAACACAGUGACAAUAACGACAUCACCACAGAAGGGCUCAUUUAGAAGAAAGUGGGACAGGUUGGCUGACGAUCGGAGCGACAAGAGCACAGUGGGAGCCGAGCUGGACAUAGACUUCGGCAAGAUCAUCCGGACAAAUGAAAUCGUAGUGCAAUACGACACGAGAAGUGAGAUUGAAGGGAGGAACAACGAUUAUGAGUUGCAUCAGAUGGGACCUAAGAACCCUAGCAACAUGGUCUAG